CAGGGGCGGUCCGUAGCCGGGUUGGUCACGUGAUUCAGGGGGAAUCUGUGAGAGCUGAGGGUUGUCACGUGCCCAAACACUGCCCGGCGGAGACCCAGCGGGAGAGGGACAUGGCUAACGUGGCCACCCGGGAGUCCUGGUCCGGCCGACCCGAGGAGGAGGGGGGAGCCGCCGAGAGGACACCACUGCUCAACGGAGCCGGCACACCGAGAAGGUUUUCUAGUUCAGCCCUGUUCCGUAUCGGGCAGCUGAGUACAGUGGACCUCGGAGAUGAAAACCUGGAAGCGGAAACAGAACUUCAUUCCAUGAUUCUGAAAGACUUUCAUCACACUGAGAACCUGCUCUCGCUCAAAUAUGAGAGUUUGGAUUAUGACAACAGUGACAACCAGCUAUUCCUUGAAGAGGAGCGAAGGAUAAACCAUGCGGCUUUCCGCACUGUGGAAGUAACGCGGUGGCUCAUCUGUGGACUGAUCGGAAUUCUGACCGGGCUCAUCGCCUGCUUUAUUGACAUCAUGGUGGAGCAGCUGGCCAAUAUCAAAUACCAAGUCGUUAAAAGCAAUAUCGAUAUGUAUACAGCGAAAGGAGGACUCUCCAUCUCCUUGCUGCUCUGGGUGACUUUAAACGCUGUCAUUGUCAUGUUUGGGUCAUCAAUUGUCGCCUUUGUGGAGCCAGUGGCAGCCGGAAGCGGAAUUCCUCAGAUUAAAUGUUUCCUAAAUGGUGUGAAAAUUCCACAUGUUGUGCGACUUAAGACCUUGCUGGUGAAGGUGUGUGGAGUCAUACUUUCUGUAGUCGGAGGGCUGGCUGUGGGCAAGGAAGGGCCGAUGAUUCAUUCCGGAGCGGUGGUGGCAGCCGGUAUUUCUCAAGGCAGGUCAACGUCACUCAAGAAAGACUUUAAGAUCUUCGAGUAUUUCCGCAGGGACACAGAGAAGAGGGACUUCGUGUCGGCGGGGGCCGCCGCUGGCGUGUCGGCAGCUUUUGGAGCGCCAGUCGGUGGCGUACUUUUUAGCUUGGAAGAAGGCGCCUCAUUUUGGAACCAGCUGCUUACAUGGAGAAUAUUCUUUGCAUCUAUGAUCUCCACCUUCACGCUGAACUUUGUCCUCAGCAUUUACAACCGCAAACCGGGCGACCUGAGCAACCCUGGUCUCAUAAACUUCGGAAGAUUUGAUACAGAUGAAAACAGCUACAAGUACUUUGAACUUCCAAUCUUUAUUUGUAUGGGAGCAAUAGGAGGCAUGCUGGGAGCGCUGUUUAAUGCCUUAAACCACUUGUUGACGGUGUUUAGAAUCAGGUAUUUACAUCGUCGCUGCUAUCAGGUGAUUGAGGCCAUGUUGGUAGCCGCCGUGACGGCCACUGUCGCCUUUGUUUUGAUCUAUUCUUCCUCUGACUGCCAGCCACUACGGGAGAAUUCUGGUGAAUACACAUUGCAGCUCUUUUGCCCAGAUGGCCAAUACAAUGCUAUGGCAUCGGCCUUCUUUACCACUCCGGAGAGCAGUGUACGCAGGCUCUUUCAUGAUCCCGCUGGUUCUUUUAACCCCCAGACGCUGGGCCUGUUUACGUUGCUGUAUUUCUUCCUGGCCUGUUGGACGUACGGCUUGACCGUGUCUGCAGGCGUCUUUAUCCCGUCUCUCCUCCUCGGAGCUGCGUGGGGUCGACUGUUUGGAAUCCUGCUGACCAAUUUUUCUACUGAAACUAUCGCAUGGGCCGAUCCUGGGAAGUAUGCUCUGAUGGGAGCAGCAGCACAGCUAGGUGGCAUAGUACGUAUGACACUGAGCUUAACAGUCAUCAUGGUUGAAGCCACCGGAAAUGUCACCUACGGUUUUCCUAUCAUGCUUGUUCUCAUAACAGCAAAAAUAGUUGGAGAUUUUUUUGUUGAGGGUCUGUAUGAUCUCCACAUCAAGCUGCAGAGUGUCCCAUUCUUACACUGGGAAGCUCCAAGCACUUCUCAUUCUCUCACUGCCAGGGAGAUAAUGAGCACACCGGUCACCUGUCUGCGACGGAGAGAGAAAGUGGGCAUCAUUGUGGACAUCCUGAGCGACACUACAUCAAACCACAAUGGAUUCCCAGUUGUAGAAAAUGAUUCAGGACCGCCACCACGAUUGUGUGGUCUGAUCCUGAGAUCCCAGCUGAUCGUUCUUCUCAAACAUAAGGUGUUUGUAGAAAGAGAGAGCAUGAGCCCAAGUCUAAGGAGCUUAAAGCUGAAGGACUUUAGAGAUGCCUACCCUCGCUUCCCACCGAUCCAAUCUAUACAUGUGUCGCAGGACGAGCGGGAUUGCCUGAUGGAUCUCUCGGAGUUCAUGAACCCCACACCUUACACUGUGCCCCAGGAAGCAUCAUUACCGCGCGUGUUCAAGCUGUUCCGUGCGCUCGGACUGCGGCAUCUGGUUGUGGUAGACAGUCAUAAUAGAGUUGUUGGUUUGGUCACUAGGAAAGAUCUCGCUCGUUAUCGGAUUGGCAAAAACGGCCUUGAAGAGCUAUGCCUAGCACAGACGUGAUCAUGUCUUUCCCUAGUUCUAACCACUUCCACCUUCUUUCCUCGGAACAGACGUUACCGGUUCUGUGAACUUGUAGCACUGCCAGACUUGAAGCCGCCUCCUGAAGGACAUUGAAACUCGUGUGGCCAAGGCAUACAUGACAAGACCUUUUAUUGUCAGAGCCCCUUCUUGGUUUACACUUCUUCUGACAUCAAAGGGCUUAACUGUUAGGAUAAUUACAUUUUGGCGCAGGGACUACCGCCUGGCUUUGUGUGUACAGAUCUGCUGCCGUUAGAAAAUUCAGAUCUAGUGCAGGCUGUCUGUGUCUGAAUAUUCAAACAUGUUGCAGGACCGCAUUUCGCUUGCGCUGGAAUUUUUUAGAUCUAGAACGCUGUCCUACAGUGUUCAAAUAAUCAUGUCCUGGUGCUGGAUCACUUGAAUCCAUUGUUACAGAUAUAUUACAUUUAAAUUUGCAGAUUUUUUUUUUUUUUUUUAAAGGGCCCCUGCUCCUUGCCUGUUUGAGGGAGGCAGCCACUUUGUGACCUGGAUUAUUUUCCAAUUUAGAGGGACCAAGAGACCUCGGAGGGGGGUUCAGACAUGACGGCAUAGCCUUCUGGCGCUGGUCUCCUGGCUCCGCCUCUAAUCUCCAGGUGGGCAAAAAUGAGUUGUUGGAACAGGUCUUCUAACCUGUGUGAUUCCUCUUCCUCUUGAGAGAGGUCAGUCUUGCCCAUAAGCAUUGAAAUGUCACCUGAUCAGACCAAAAAGGACGAAUAACUCCUCCUGUCUAUGCGAAGGCCCAAGAAACGGCAGACACUCGGGCUUGAGGCACCUUGGUUAUAAAUGCACAAGAUGGCUGCUUCUCUGAACCCAACAGGUGCCCUUUAUUUACAGCAGGGGGUCUCAAAUUGGUGGCGCUCCAGCUGUUGUGAAACUACAAGUCCCAUGAGGCAUUGCAAGACUGAGGUCGCGUACACA
This is a messenger RNA of Rana temporaria (common frog), 3446 nucleotides long. RefSeq names its product chloride voltage-gated channel 7 (gene CLCN7). Gene Ontology annotation, cellular component: lysosomal membrane; intracellular membrane-bounded organelle. Bases 111 to 2492 code for a protein of 793 amino acids. Gene Ontology annotation, biological process: transmembrane transport; chloride transport. The record is from RefSeq and is a predicted model, not a curated record. Gene Ontology annotation, molecular function: voltage-gated chloride channel activity. Lineage: Eukaryota; Metazoa; Chordata; Amphibia; Anura; Ranidae. The transcript is spliced from 25 exons.